Messenger RNA from Diachasma alloeum, 1666 nucleotides. RefSeq names its product G patch domain-containing protein 4. Gene Ontology annotation, molecular function: nucleic acid binding. Gene Ontology annotation, cellular component: nucleolus. The record is from RefSeq and is a predicted model, not a curated record. The coding region runs from base 281 to 1519 and encodes 412 amino acids. Gene Ontology annotation, biological process: regulation of ribosome biogenesis. The transcript has 2 exons. Lineage: Eukaryota; Metazoa; Arthropoda; Insecta; Hymenoptera; Braconidae.
GUCACGUCAUAAACUUCCAUCUGCGAGAUAUGCCCAACCCUGCUGGUAUGUAUGCACCGUUUCGUCCAAAGACGAUAGACUAAAGUAGAGGCUCAGAUCUCGGGGUUCAGGCGACCCCAAGCCAAAACUAGUAUCACCCCAAUCGAGGGAUGGCGCCACGGUCGAAUCUGACGGCUGGGCGAGCCGCCUGUGCCGGUAACUCGGCAGUAGCAGUCCCUCAUCGUAUUUGCAUGGUGUGUGAAUAUUAAUUUUAAAAGAGCUAUAAACAAAUUAGAAAAAAAUGUCGAGUUUUGCUAAAAAUCAGUUGUUAAAAUACGGCUGGACGGAAGGCAAAGGUCUUGGUAAAAAUGAGAAUGGUAUAGUUGAUGCACUCAAACCGAAAUUGAAGUUCGGCACAACUGGAAUUGGCCAUGACGGUGCUGAAUACAACUGGUGGGAACAUGUAUACAACGAAGCCUCCGCCAAUUUGGAAGUGAAAUCAGAUUCAACAAAAGUAAAUUUAACAAUAAAUAAGGAAGAUGCAGUGACAAUAGCGACGAGUAAAUGGAAUCUCACCUCCAGCAUGAUAAAGAAAAAUAAUAAUCUCCAUUUUGGAAAUUUCAUCAAAACAUCAACCCUUCAUGAUGGGGAGAACACCGAGGACGAAGAGUACUCGAGUAAUAAAAUCCACAUGACAGAAAAGAGUGAAAUGCUUUCAGUUUUAACAGAUGAAGAACUAUUCAAAGCCUGUGGAGGGCGAACUGCCCACAAAGGUGCAAGGCACGGAAUAAAAUUAUCUGGAAAACUCGCGAGAAUUGAAAGACAGGAACAAGAACUUCUUGCUAAACAGAACCAACCAUCAACGUCUUUCGAUUGGGUAACAGUUGAAGUGAAAAGGAAAAAAAAGAGGAAACAUGAGAAAAUGGAUUACGAAGUUUUAGGUCGAGAUAAUGAGGGGAAUCUGGCUAUCACACUGGAAGCUGAAGAAUCUCCAAGAGACUCGAUAAGUGAGGAUUUAUCAGAUUCUCCUAAAUUGAUAUCCAAGAAAUCCAGGCUAAAAGACAAGAGAAAACUUGAAGAUUUGACGCAUAAAAUGUUAAUCUCUCUUGAUUUAUCUGAAGAUUCUGGAAUGCCUGAAGGGAAAAAACGAAGAAAGAAACAUAAAAAAUGUGAAAGAGAAGCUGAGGAACCCGACCGUAAACGUAAAAAGAAAAUAUCACCAGAAGAAGAGACGGCAGAUGACAAUAAUAUUCCUCACCCUUUGGUUGGAGAUUUCGGUAUAGUGGUCGAAGAUCCUGGAUGUAACGAUGACGGAUUCGUAUCUGGAGAUGAUUUGACACUCCCUCCAGAGAAAACUUCUAAAGAAGCUAAAAGAUUGAAUCAAAAGAUACAGAAGAGGAAAAGGAAGAAAAUGGCUCGUCUGCAGAAGAUAAAAUUAGAGAAGUUGUCUGAAUCCCUGAAAAGUCUCGACUUGACGUCCAGUACUGUGGUCACUAACACAGAAAAAAUUAAGAAAAAAAAAAUGAAAACUAAAACUUGAACCUAGGAGGAGAGAUGCUUAUUAAGUUGCAGAAGCAUUAAAUUAAUAGAAAAAGUUUUCAAAGAUUUUGUUGUGCGAAUGAUUUAAUGAUACGACGGAUGUACAUAAUUCAAUAAAUUCAUUUUAAGUUUUGGUGAACGAAUAUUU